AUGUUGAGAGGCAGGAUUGGAAAAUGGACUCCGGCCUUGACAGAAUUUGCCUUCAGAUAUGUUCUCCAGAAAGCUAUUAAGGGACAAGCAGUGGCAGACUUCCUAGCAGACCAUCCAGGAGAAGAAAUUGAAAAUAUGGACUCUUUGGAUAUAGCAAGUGCAGAUCUAUUGACAAGAGCUCAUACCUGCCUACACAAUCCUAUCUAUUCAGUUCAUCUCACACCUUGGAAGCUAUACUUUGAUGGGUCAAAGAAUAACAUAGCUUAUGGGGCAUGA
Prunus armeniaca (apricot) is the source of this 276-nucleotide messenger RNA. The record is from the annotation of a GenBank genome assembly. NCBI's taxonomy places the organism in Eukaryota, Viridiplantae, Streptophyta, Magnoliopsida, Rosales, Rosaceae.